AUGUUCCUCAACAGAAACAGAGUCGGCCGUGCUCUUUCUGCCUUCGACCACGCCAGCCAUCGCUGGGCAGCCAUACCUUUGCGCGACCCGCAUGACCCAAUCACCCAGAGGCCUUCUUCUUCUCCCCUAGCAGAUGCUCACGCUGUCGGCAAGCAGAUGCUUUCCCUCACAUCUUGGAAUAUCCAGGCCUCCCAGUCAAAGCCCGUCGCACGCUCCGAGCUCAUCCUCGACCACAUCCUCAAAGGACCCAACUUUCCCGACAUUAUUCUUCUCCAAGAAGUCGCGUCUAGGGUCCGGCAGUCUCUCCUCAGCGACCCCAGACUAUGCCUGGCACAGUCCUACGUCUCCUCAACGUCCACCUCGACUCCAGCGACGCGCAGUUCAGGCGUGCGCUCCAGAUGCUGGUGCUGGCUGGCUGGCCUCCUGCGCGAGCCCGGAUGCAGCGGCGGCAUCAUCGCAGGCGAUUUCAACGCCAUCCACCCUCACGAUCAUACGCUCGUCGACCAACACGGGCUGGUCGAUGCCUGGGUCGCGCUGCACGGGCCUAAUGGAGGAGCUACAUGGAGUGUCGGCGGCGUCGAACUCGAGGACGACGGACACAAGCCAGGCAGAUUGGACAAGGUCGUCAUGUUGGGCUUGCAGCCUGACGAGAUCGAGGUCCUCCAGCCUGGUCUUAUCAGCGCCUAUACGCCCUGGAGAGACCACUGCGGGCUGCGCUGCACCUUCACCGUCUAA
Molecule: messenger RNA, 735 nt
Organism: Cyclocybe aegerita
Lineage: Eukaryota; Fungi; Basidiomycota; Agaricomycetes; Agaricales; Hemipholiotaceae
Source: the annotation of a GenBank genome assembly